AAGGAUCAAUACAUUGUGGCUCAUCAGGUUUUGAUGCAGGGCGUUGGACAAAUUUCAUUGUGUGGGAUCAGUUUAUUUUGAAACGUGGAACAUUGGAUGACAGAUUGUUUUGGCACAUCUUUUAGCGAGUUUUUCUCCACCUUUCACGCUGGCGGGCACCAUUCCAUCUAAAGGAGAGGAGGACUUUCUAACGCUUGCUGCCUCCCGGCUCAGUCGUCGCAAGCGUGUCAUAGGAGCAGCCGUGGGUGUGGCCAUGGUUCUGAUUCUCCUGGUCACCAUCCCUUUACUGGUCCACACCACUAAAGGAGGAGGAGCCGGCAACGCAGGAAGCCAUUAUGAAAUGCUAGGAAGUUGUCGGAUGGUUUGUGACCCCUACACCACAUCUCAUGGCCAGGAGUUAACGGCUGUUUCACCCGCACCUCCUGAUUUUCCAAACCGGAAAGGGAAAUCUGGGUAUCGGGGACCUCCGGGAAUCCCAGGACCACCUGGUCCACGAGGACCACCUGGAGAGCCUGGAAAGCCAGGUCCACAAGGGCCCCCAGGUCCUGGGCCUGGUGGUUACGUGCCGUCAUUCUACAGCCCUAAGGUUGCGUUUUACGCAGGCCUGCGCAAGCAACAUGAAGGCACUGAUGUGCUCAAGUUUGAUGAUGUGGUGACCAAUGUUGGCAACUACUAUGAGCCCAGCACUGGAAAAUUUACAUGCCCUCUACCUGGUAUCUACUUCUUCACAUACCAUGUCCUGAUGAAAGGAGGAGAUGGGACCAGUAUGUGGGCAGACCUCAAGAAGAACGGACAGGUGAGGGCCAGCGCUAUCGCCCAGGACGCUGAUCAGAAUUAUGACUACGCCUCCAACAGUGUGAUCCUGCAUUUAGACGUAGGAGAUGAGGUCUGUGUGCAGCUGGACGGAGGGAAAGUCCACGGAGGAAACACCAACAAAUACAGCACGUUCUCUGGUUUCCUCAUCUAUGCUGACUGACCUGCUCAUGAUGCUACUCAAAUGUACUGUGUAUGAACACACACACACUCACACACACUCAUACAGUUACGUACACACACCGAACAGGCUUGAAAGAAAUAGACAUGGUUUAUACGGAGCAGAAGGGCUUGACAGACAUAACCGCAACCAAUUCCUUUCAUAAGGCAAGAGAAUAUGUGACACACUGUUUGUAUGUGUGUAAAUUAUAACUAUCAUACAUUAUACACUACUCCCAAACUUAAAUUAAAAUGCAUAUAAAUAUAUGUCUAUAUAUCUAUCCUGGACAGUGACACACUCAUAUUUUCAUGUGUACUUGUUAGUGUACUUGUCUCCAUUGUGUGUGUCAAUCAAAACCAGAUAUUCAAACUCACUAGUCAACAUGCUUCAUGGUGAACUGAGCUGCAUUUACACAUGGCUGGACCUGAAAGAAAAUCAGUGCGUAAUUGUAAUUUUCACUCACUAGACGGAGCCGUAGCGCAAUACGGGCAUGUAUAUAUGCGUGCACACACGUCACAGGGCUAGUGAUUAAUCUAAGUCUUCUUGUUCAAUUUAUUUGACUUAAAGUGACUGCUUUGGUUGUCUGUGUGGAAUUGGAAAUAUGGCUAAUGCACGUGGACACACAGGAGUGUAAUUACACACAAUGGCUCACUACAACCAGAUAGAUAGAUCUCCAAUCAGUCUAAAGAAUAUGAGCCAGACCAGAACAUUGAUGUAUUGAUUUAGGCUAAUAAGACUCUUGACUAUUCAAAUUUAACCAAAUACAAUGUUUUAAUCACACAAAUAAAUGAAAUGAUUUCAUGCUUUUUA
This is a messenger RNA of Sinocyclocheilus rhinocerous, 1783 nucleotides long. RefSeq names its product complement C1q-like protein 4. Gene Ontology annotation, molecular function: protein binding. The record is from RefSeq and is a predicted model, not a curated record. The coding region runs from base 254 to 976 and encodes 240 amino acids. Lineage: Eukaryota; Metazoa; Chordata; Actinopteri; Cypriniformes; Cyprinidae. The transcript is spliced from 3 exons.